GAAGGCGGCGGUGUCACUGAAGGCUUCGCCCAGAGGCGUUUCACGCUGCAUCUUGUCGCUCGGUGGGGUGGCGCCCAGAGGCGUCGGAGACUCGGAAAGACAAAGAGACAGAGAGACACAGAGACAUACAGAGAGACACAGAGACAUACAGAGAGACACAGAGACAUACAGAGAGACACAGAGACACACAAAGAGAUACAGAGACACAGAGACAUACAGAGAGACACAGAGACAUACAGAGAGACACAGAGACACACAAAGAGAUACAGAGACACAGAGAGAGACACAGAGACACGGAGAGACAUACAGAGAGAUACACAGAGACAUACAGAGAGAUACAGAGACAUACAAAGACACAGAGACACAGACACACAGAGACAUACAGAGAGACACAGAGACAGAGAGACACAGAGACAUACAGAGACAAAGACACACAGAGACAGAGACAUACAGAGAGACACAGAGACAUACAGAGAGACACAGAGACAUACAGAGAUAGAUACAGAGACAUACACGCAGAGAGACACACAGAGACAGAGAGACACAGAGACAUACAGAGACACAGACACACAGAGACAGAGACAUACAGAGAGACACAGAGACAUACAGAGAGAUACAGAGACAUACAGAGAGAGAGAGAUUCAGAGAUAGAUACGGAGACACAUACACACAGAGAGACACAGAGACAGAGAGAGACACAGGCAGAGACACAGAGAGACACACAGAGACACGGAGAGACAUACAGAGAGAGACACAGAGACACAGACAGACAGAGACAUACAGAGACAGACAGAGAGAGAGAGAGACAGAGAUAGAUACAGAGACAGAGAGAGACAGAGAGAGACAGAGACACAGAGACAUACAGAGACACACACAGAGAGACAGACACACAGAGAGACAGAUACACACAGAGACAGAGACACACACAGAGAGACAGACACACAGAGACACACAGAGAGACAAGCGAGAUGGAGUCGCGCUUUCAUUUCCCAUUCAUCAAACAAGAGCGCGAAGAAGACCCCAGCGCUGGGACGUGGUCGGACCCGGCGAUGGGACAUGAGGACGCUGGCGAUGGAGCAAUCACGAAACAAGAAGACGAAGGGAGUCUGGGCACCGAGAGGCUGAGGAUUGUGGUGAAAACUGAAGUGGAGCAAGACGAUCUGAACCGUUUCAAAGUGGAAGAAUCCAGUGGUUGGCCAGAGGAGACCGGGAAUUCCCUCGAAUGUUUGGUAACUGCAGACCAGAACUUCAUUGAGGUGGAGUUGUCAGAAGAGGACUUUGGUGGAGAUGAUGAAGCAAAAGAAAGGGGACUCCUGUGCGAGGAGUGCGGGAAGGGCAGACGCUUCAAUGCAAAGACAGACGAAGCGGCGGAACGCACCACCACCAGCUCCACCAGCAACAAGACUCCGCGAGCCUGCAAGCGGUGCGGGAAGGCCCUUGGAAUCGCCGCGUCGCGCGCGACAGCCGCCGGCGACAGGAAAAAGCCGCACGCGUGCACGGAGUGCGGGAAGGCGUUCGCAACGCGCUCCUAUUUAAAAGCACACUCCGUUUCGCACACAGGCGAGAAGCCGCACGUGUGCAAGGAGUGCGGCAAGGGCUUUGUGCGUCUUUUCGAUUUGGAGAGGCACGCGAUAACGCACACCCUUGAUAAGCCGCACGUGUGCGAGGAGUGCGGCAAGGGCUUCGCGCAACGUGCCAAAUUGGAGCUGCACACGAGGUCGCACACCGGCGAGAAGCCUCACGUUUGCACGGAGUGCGGGAAGGGCUUCGCGAUACGUUAUAGUUUGGAGGCGCACAUUCGGUCGCACACGGGCGAGAAGCCCCACGCGUGCGCGGAGUGCGGCAAGGGCUUCGCGCAGCGUUCCGAUUUGAAGGCGCACUCCAGAACGCACACGGGCGAGAAGCCGCACGCGUGCGCGGAGUGCGGCAAGGGCUUCGGCCUCCGCUCCACUUUGAAGGUGCACAUGAGGACGCACACGGGCGAGAGGCCGCACGUGUGCGCGGAGUGCGGCAAGGGCUUUGCGCAGCGAUCCACUCUAGAGGCGCACGUCAGAACGCACACGGGUGAGAGGCCGCACGCGUGCGAUGAGUGCGGCAAGGGCUUUGCGCAGCGCUCCGAUUUAAAGGCGCACGUCAGGACGCACACGGGCGAGAAGCCGCACGCGUGCAAAGAAUGCGGCAAGGGAUUUGCGCAGCAUUCCCAAUUGGAAGCGCACGUCAGGACACACACGGGCGAAAGGCCGCACGUGUGCGAGGAGUGCGGCAAGGGCUUCGCGCUGCGGUCCACGCUCACGCUGCACGUCAGGACGCACACGGGCGAGAGGCCGCACGUGUGCCAGGAGUGCGGCAAGGGCUUUGCCCAGCGCUACACCUUAAAGACCCACUACAGGACACACAGUGGAGAGUGGCCUCACGCGUGCAACGGGUGCGGGAAGGGCUUCGCGCAACGUUCUGACUUGGAGAAACACAAGAACACGCUGGUGAGAAGCCGCAUGUGCGCGGGGAGUGUGGGAAGGGGUUUUCUCAGCGCUCAAACGUAGGGAAAUCGUAGGAGCACGCUGGUAGGAUGCCGCAUGUUUGUAAGGAGUGUGGGAAAAGUUUUUUUUACAAUGUUCAUAACAAUUUAUAGAUCACAUCCUUCGUGAAUUGGACACAAUGGUCGAUCGAAAACUCGGGAGGUGCGGAACCAGAGUUCAAAGUUCUUCAUGCGUCAGUGUUCUGUCCUCGUGGUGCGUAACUAUAGAGACGGUUAAACACCGUCCCAACAAUGUGCAUUAAAGACAAAAUUACCUUCUGCACUUCCUUGUAUUCAUUGAAACAACCGUUGGAAAGUUCAAUUAGAAUCGGCAAAUACAUCCAAUAUGAGUCGGUACCAGUGCGAAACUGAAACGAAGAUAAAUGCAGCGUUCUUUACACGUGUAGAUUGACAAUUAUCUCACAAUGUGCAAUGUAUACGCAGGCGGUGUCAGCUCACCUGUAAUUAAUCACGCGUAUCAUUGUGCACUCUGCUAAUUUGCUACGGAGAGCCAGGUGCAGUUUUUAAAACAUAUGAGAAGGCAAUGAUGAGCAGAGAUAGGACCCGAGCAUCACAUGCACAGCAGAGUUCUGAGCGAUUAAAACAGAGUGUAUCUGUACAACAGCAAACUUUUCGACAAUUAGACUACUGAUAUUGCAGCGAAUGCUAACCGAGACCUUUGUUGUCCACAUCUUCAACACGGUUACAAGUGUAAAGACUGUCAGUAAGUCUCGAGGUGAAGACAGGGUGUCAGCGAGGCUGGAUGCAAAGAGAAGGCGCCAGCAAGUCUGGAGGAUCUUGGUUGGGAAAUUUCCCAGAGUGUCCAAAAGAGACAGCUGGGGAAAUUCCCACGGAGAAUCCACGAGGAUAAAAGCAGGGCAAAAAGGGAUGUUUGGGGCCUGCGGAGAAGGAUUCGGGCCGUCGUAGCUGUCUUCAUGUCAUCACUGUCUGCUCGGUCAUACGAUCUCCAUGUCGGCAUUAUCUCAUGACGACGUGGUCCUAAGCUACGUUACGUGCAAUAAAAUAAACCUCUAAAGUUCGAGUCCGGAGUCAUUACACAAGUAGUACUGCACACAGUC
Lethenteron reissneri (Far Eastern brook lamprey) is the source of this 3594-nucleotide messenger RNA. Its product is annotated as zinc finger protein 615-like. The record is from RefSeq and is a predicted model, not a curated record. Gene Ontology annotation, biological process: regulation of transcription by RNA polymerase II. Lineage: Eukaryota; Metazoa; Chordata; Hyperoartia; Petromyzontiformes; Petromyzontidae. Gene Ontology annotation, molecular function: RNA polymerase II cis-regulatory region sequence-specific DNA binding; DNA-binding transcription factor activity.